Molecule: messenger RNA, 1751 nt
Organism: Mytilus californianus (California mussel)
Lineage: Eukaryota; Metazoa; Mollusca; Bivalvia; Mytilida; Mytilidae
Product: SNW domain-containing protein 1-like
Exons: 14
Coding region: 53-1663 (536 amino acids)
Biological process (GO): mRNA splicing, via spliceosome
Cellular component (GO): spliceosomal complex
Source: RefSeq, a predicted model, not a curated record
UUUCGAAAAUCGGACAAAGGGAGGGAAAAAAUACGUAAUAUCGACAAACAAGAUGGCGAUGAAACUUGUGGAUAUAUUGCCAACACCGGUGCAAAGAUAUGACAGAGAAGAUGAAGAUAGGUCAUUUAGACAACAAAUGCAGAUUGCACCAGUUACAAAAAGAACAGCGCCACCAUAUGGUCACAGGAAAGGAUGGAUUCCCAGAACACAAGAUGAUUUCGGAGAUGGAGGAGCGUUUCCAGAGAUCCACGUAGCCCAGUAUCCAUUAAGUAUGGGAAUGAAGAAAAGUACAUCUAACGCACUACAGGUUCAGCUUGGAAAUGACGGGAAGAUUAAAUAUGAUGCUAUAGCCAAAUAUGGUCAUGCUAAAGAUAAGGUAGUACAUUCCAAAUUCCAAGACCUGGUACCCAAAGCAUAUGAUGAGGAUGAUCCAGAAAUACAGAAACCAGACGAGGAGCAGAUACAAGACACAACAGAAGCUACUAGACAGGCUCUGGAGAAACUUGUUAAUACCAAAAUAUCAGCAGCCAUGCCUGUAAAAGCUGCUGACAAACAGGCACCAGCACAAUACAUUAGAUACACCCCUUCACAGCAAGGUAUGGCAUUCAAUUCAGGAGCUAAACAAAGAGUCAUCAGAAUGGUGGAAGUACAAAAGGAUCCAAUGGAACCUCCAAAAUUUAAAACAAAUAAAAAAAUUCCCAGAGGUCCACCAUCACCGCCAGCACCUGUUAUGCAUUCGCCAAAUAGAAAGGUGACAGUUAAAGAACAACAGGAGUGGAAAAUCCCACCAUGUAUAUCUAACUGGAAAAACGCAAAGGGAUACACAAUACCUCUAGAUAAAAGAUUGGCAGCUGAUGGAAGAGGGUUACAAGGUGUACAUAUCAAUGAAAACUUCGCCAAGUUAGCAGAAGCUUUGUAUAUAGCAGAUAGAAAGGCCAGAGAAGAAGUAGAGAUGAGAGUAAAAAUUGAUGAAAUGGUAGCUCAGGAAGAAAAGAAAAAGAAGGAAGAAAAAUUAAGACAGUUGGCCCAGGAAGCUAGGGAAGAGAGAGCUGGCAUUAGGAGUAGAGAUCACAAAGAUAAGAACGAAGAUCUUGGAGAAAGAGAUGAUUUAAGAAGAGAUAGACAGAGAGAAAGACAAAGAGAUAGAAAUUUAUCGAGAGCAGCUCCAGAUAAAAGAUCUAGACUACAGAGAGAAAGAGAAAGGGAUAUUAGUGAAAAGAUAGCUCUGGGCAUGCCCAACACUGGUGCUGGUAACCAGGAAACCAUGUUUGAUCAAAGAUUAUUUAAUACAACUAAGGGCAUGGAUAGUGGUUUCAAUGAAGAUGAUGCAUAUAAUGUGUAUGACAAACCCUUCAGACAGGAGAGUUCCAUAGCCAACAACAUUUACAGACCAUCAAAGAAUGUGGACAAAGACAUAUACGGAGACGACUUUGAUUCAUUAAUGAAAACAAACAGGUUUGUUCCUGACCGGGAGUUUGCCGGUACAGAUAGGAACCGUAGACGUGAAGGACCAGUUCAAUUUGAACAGGCUGAUGAAGAAGAUCCUUUCAAUUUGACUGAGUUCUUGAAAACAGCUAAACGUGGUGAGAAGCGGGCGGGAGAAGAUUCACGAUCGAGUAGAGACUAUGACGGAAGUAAAAGUAAACAGAAGAGAAGGGAAUAGAUAAAAUUACAAACAAUCAGCAAAAACAUUAAAUCAUGAUCUUGAUUUUACUUCAUUGUACAAUAAAAUUAUCAUUUUUACAAUCUUA